Laetiporus sulphureus 93-53 is the source of this 621-nucleotide messenger RNA. RefSeq lists its product as uncharacterized. The coding region runs from base 1 to 621 and encodes 206 amino acids. NCBI's taxonomy places the organism in Eukaryota, Fungi, Basidiomycota, Agaricomycetes, Polyporales, Laetiporaceae. The record is from RefSeq and is a predicted model, not a curated record. The transcript is spliced from 2 exons.
AUGCGUCAUCUCCGUCGGCCAUCGCAAUUCAUUGGUCUCGAUCGAGUAGCGAGGCCGUCGCCUCCGACUCCUCUGCAGUUUUACAACUUCCCCAUCGUCGUGGCCCCAGUUGACAGCGCGCACGGCAAUCGAGUGUUCGACGAUGAUCCCAGGAGAUAUCUGGGACACUCUGGCGGUGUCUCGUCGGAGUGGCGGAGGAUCCUUGUGACUGAUACGAUAUCGACCAUCGUACAAUUUAGAGCUAUCGAUUACGGAAUGGAAACCUGCGAGCUGCAUGUCGAUCUCCCCUCUCAGCAAACCAACUCGACCUCAUAUCCCGGACACUCUAUAUCUAUAUCUCUAUAUCGGAUCGACGCGUCGUUCCCUGUGGACACGAAGACACUCUCCUACGACACUCGGCCCGCACGGUUGUUCAAGAUCGACGACAUCACUAUGGUGGUUGGGAACGUCUAUCAUUGGCACCACAAGUUCUUGUGUGCUUCCGAGGAGGUGCUGAGCUUUGAACUAAUACGCGCGUCAUUCGAUAGCGACUAUGACUGUCAUGUAGAGUGGUGGCAGGACCGAGAUGGGACGGGUGACGGACCCGGUAUGCCGCUAUGUUCAAAACCCAAAAUAUUUUGA